AUGAGCCCGCCGACAAGCCAUGAAUUGAGUAGACCGCGAUCAAAUUCGAGGGGGCAGGAAACCAAACCAUUUUUGUCGGGUCGGUUCAUCUUUGCAACCUUCUUUCUGUAUGUCAUAUUUUCAUCCUAUACCUUUUGGAAUUCUUAUGCUGAAAGUCUAUCCAUGCAAAUGGCGACCUUGUCGUCGCCUUAUUCGGCUGCACAUGUGUUUUGUCCCGAAUCCCUGGCAAUGUCAAACCAAACAAAAGACCACGAGAAACGAAUGAAGAUAAUGCAGAAGACCAAUGAGGAAUUACUCAGGACGAACGAGGAGUUACUUGCCAAAUUAAAGAAGAAGAGCAACGAAACAAAACAUCUUCGGCUAGACUUUCUUCAAUUAAGUCGGCGAGUUCAUUAUCAAAUGGAAGAAGUGACGACACCACCAGUCGCCUCCAAUCAGAGUGUUGGCAGUCUUCUUCGAUAUUUGCCAUUGAAUUUGAUUGAUAUAAAUGGUUUACAUCUGAGCGACUACAUGGCAGAUAAUUGGAUGACUAGCACGAAGAACUUCUUGCAGCUCAAGCCCCCGCCAGAUGUUGCUGGGAUUCAAACUGCGACACGGCCGAGCAUGACAAAGGAUUGGACCGAUUUCUCCGUGGAGCACUUGUCAAACAUCUGGAGUCUAUUCAAUUUAACUCGCAAUGAGGACGAAGGCAUGUUGGAAGAAGUUAUCUUAAACCUCUACUCUUACAUGCGGCUUGCCAAGAGGAGGAAGUCACUGUAUUCAGCAUAUGAUAAAGUUCAUAAACACCAAGGCGAUAUUGUCAUGAAGCGAACUAUUGCCAUGAUUGCAUUUCAGCCCAUGAUAGCAGCAGUCGACAAGGAUGCAAUGGAAACCCUGAGCGACGAGGAAGCGAGAAAACUUCAGGAACGUGCCGAUUUACUCACAACGUAUUCCUUGGCUGUUACUAUUGCUUCCUUGUAUCAAGUGGGCUUUGGCCGGAUAAUCGUUGUGGGAUACCGAGACGAGGACGAGCUUGGUGUUCGAGGAGCCUUUGAACUGAUUCACAAUGCCUUUCCUGACGAAGCUCCGUCCACCAAUGGUUCUGCUACGAUUCUACAAGAGGGUAUUCAUGCGUUUCAAUUGGCAUUAAAUGGCACCACAGAAGUGGCCUACACUCGAAUUUACGACGAGAAAUGGGUCUUCACGAGACAUGUUCCUGUCAGCAUGGUUCGUGGGAGUAUUGUUGGCAUGCAGAAAGCAUUGAAGGGUGAAUUGAAUGCCACCAUGACUCUGGCAUGGCUGGGUCAGAAUCAUGCGGAUAUCACCAAGUAUUGGAAAUAUGUUUACUUGAGUGAGCCAGACACAAUUCUGAAUACCAAACCUUGGUUGCUGCCUUCCAUCCGCCAUCAGUUGGAUCAGGGACACUCCUUUUACCCACACAGGAUCAACCCGGUGCCGCAUCAAGCAGACUUUCCGACGACCUUCAAGGAACAUCCAGGCAUGUUCCUUCCUAAAGAUAUUCAUCCUUUUUCCAAUAUCUCUACGCUGGACCCACUGUCGCACUUUGGCCGGCAUGGUUCAUUUGCUGAUGCAUGCUGUGAUGGAGGAGAUGUGUUACCAGGACGAACAAAAGAGUUUGGUACCGGAAGAUUUCCUUGUCGAGACGGCUAUUGGUGGUUCUUUUGCGGCUUUGAUCAUCACGAAGACAAUGAGACAUAUGCUCAAAUGGAUCGAAAGCAGCUAGCGCGAGACGAACACAAGCGACUCCUGGAGUACCCUAUGAUCCGGUUCCGAGACGGAUCUGGAAUGGUAUGGGCUAGCAAUGAACGUGGACGUCGAUGCUUCCCUUCCAAUGGGCCAUGUAGCUGA
Cylindrotheca closterium is the source of this 1848-nucleotide messenger RNA. NCBI's taxonomy places the organism in Eukaryota, Bacillariophyta, Bacillariophyceae, Bacillariales, Bacillariaceae. The record is from the annotation of a GenBank genome assembly.